UACUAAUCAACGCGCCUUCGUCAUUAUCAACACUAACUUUGAGAAAUGUUGAGAUUCCUCGUGUCUCUUGUCGCCUUGAGCUCCGUGGAACUUGUUCGUGGCCAUUUUGCACCCCUAGGACCACGUGCAACACAGCAAGCCCGGGCAUCUCACUCCCAGGAAGGGGUUUUCAGACGACAAGACGAUGCCUCUACUACUAUCUGUGGAUACAUCAAUGGCGAUUCUAACCAUCCUCGACUGGCUCCUCUCGGUUUCGAUUGCCUAACGGACACCGCCGAUGGCUUAUGGGGGUUUUGUCAAACAAGUGUCUCGGUCCAAGAUUGUAGAUUCAUCGGUAUAUGCACGGAUCAGGGCUCGUGUACGUCUGGAUGCGGCACACUGUCCGGUGAAACGGGUAUCAGUACUUCAUGUCCAUCCAAUCAGUUUUGUACAACUGCAAUCUUGAUCGAUGAGUCGGAUCAGUCAUUCUCAUACAUUGCCUGCGGAAGCGAAGCAAAAACCGAAAGCGUUUUCGUGAAAUCGAACGUUGCGGUCGCAAUAACGACAUCCACUGAACGCAGCGUACUUUUGGGUAGUUCAACACCAGCUACACAAACUUCGACACCUUUACCUUCAAGCGCCAGUAUCCUGCUCAGCGUUUCAUUACCGCCGUCAACGUCAAACCCGACGCCCGGAUCUUCCGAACACAAGUCAAAUAACAUUGGGCCUAUUGUGGGAGGAGUUUUAGGAGGGCUUACAAUGAUCUGCUUGACCGUUCUUGGCGUCUUUCUCAUUCGAAGGAAGCGUGGCGCUUCAAAGGACAAAGGCCAGCCCUCUGGACACACCUACGGUCUCCGGGACGAAUUCGCCCAGGAACCUGAAUUGAGCAUGGGGAAUACGCGACACAUACGGAAGGCAUAUCAAUGGGAUAGCAGACGUGGACCGGUUGAGAUGUCGGGAGGACAUCAUGUAAACAUGGAGCCUGCCGAGCUGCCAGGAAGAGUCCACUGAUGCCUACGUACCCGAUGACAGAGAACGAAAUGAUGAAUCGAGUCGCGGUGAGGUGCGAUAGUAAUGUUGGAGGCUGGAUAUAUGUUAACCGGUAAAAACGUAAUGUAAACGAUGUGACGAGACCACGCGCGUGCUCAAAAAUGACCACAGAUGCAUUUAGUUCUCCCGCCAAGAAC
Molecule: messenger RNA, 1166 nt
Organism: Alternaria rosae
Lineage: Eukaryota; Fungi; Ascomycota; Dothideomycetes; Pleosporales; Pleosporaceae
Exons: 2
Coding region: 46-990 (314 amino acids)
Source: RefSeq, a predicted model, not a curated record